Messenger RNA from Didymodactylos carnosus, 372 nucleotides. Lineage: Eukaryota; Metazoa; Rotifera; Eurotatoria; Philodinida; Philodinidae. The record is from the annotation of a GenBank genome assembly.
AUGGUGAAACAUCUUCACGGUGUAAUUGACUACGAUAAACAUAGCGAAAUACUACAUGAUGAUCAUAAAAUAUUAAUUUAUCUCGAUGAUAUGACAUUGACGGAUAUAGCAUCACAAGAUGGUUCUCAUUUAAGAAAAUUUCAUACAAUUGCCAAAUCGAUAUUGGAAGAAAAAGCUCGUUCAUUUCCCAUUAAAUUUUCUAUUGAAUAUGAUGAAACAGAUGUUGAGUUCAGUUCAUACUAUGCAUUACGUGUUCGAAUUGUGGCCGAUGGUAAAACACGAUUUAUAACCGCUCAUAAUGUACCGGUAUUAACUCAUGGUCAUCCAACGGAUAAUGUUCGAAUACAAGUAGAAAAAAUUGAUACUAUGUAA